GCAACAGAAGAAAUCCAGAGAUUACGUCGUCAAGUAACUAGAUCCCGGUCUCCGUCCCCAUCACGGACAGUCUCAACAAUCUUAUCUCGCGUUGAGGCUGAGAGAGACGAAGCACUUGCUGAUCUCAGGAGAGCUUCAAGUGAGGUUGAAUCAUUACAAGAACAAUUGAAGGUUAGUCCUGCCUGGUUUCUGCAAUGAAUGUGUUAAUGACUACAACAAUCACGAGCGGAAAAUUGCGCAGACAAAUUGACCAUGUCGCUGAGAAUUCAUUGCAGUUCACCAUGCAUGGGCUCAGUCAAGAUUUUCGCUUGCUUUUUGUUUUGCUUUAUUUGUACGUAUACGUAUAUCGAAGCUGAAUUUGUAGGUUUAAAAUGAUUUCAAAUAUGCUUGAGUCUAGGUCAUGAUACUGUUCUGAAGGCCUUUAUUGUAGCCUUUUCGUUAUCUGAAACUUUUACCAAUAAAUCAAAAACUUUGCCGCCUAUUGCUGCAAAUAAUCAGUACCCUACUUUUCCAUGGCAAUUCCUCGCACCUGAAUAAGUCCAUCCAUCGUCAUUCUUGUCUUUCGCUCUGCCAAUUGAGCUACACGAUACAGUUACGAAUUUACAUUUUCUUAUACGCAAGAUUUCUGAUUUUUUAGGUUAGAACGGACAGCGCUGUUUCAGAACGACGAAGACAUCAACAAAGUAUUGCAGAUUUGGAAUCAGCUUUAGAGAAGGUAGCCAUUACCAGUUCAAGUGUGACACUAUCCACCGGAUAGUAAAUCCCAACCUUCGUUAAAUUGGUCGUUGAUUGGUAUAUUAAACCCAGAUUAAAAUUUAGUAUAAUAAGUUAAAAGUUUUUUAUUCUUCUUUUGUAGCUUUUCAGGUAUUCUUAAAUACAAAGUUAGAAAACUUCACUAUCCGGUGGAUAGUGGUUUCCGGCCUUCGUACAGUACAACCGGCCUCUGAUUUAUUCGAAGAUCCAUCUAAACAUUAAAUUACAGCUGACUUAAAAGGCAUAAGAAACACUUAAUAUAUACAAAACAGUGUCCAAGAAAACAAUUUGAGAAAAGCUUCGUCAAAACGUUCGUACUGAAAAACAUAACCUUUUUAACCGCUUGGCACAGCUGUGGUCCGUGGCCAAACAUGAAUGAUAAGUGACUAUCUAUGUGAGUGACACAGUGUGCAGAUGCUCUUAAGGGCCGUUUAUACACAUGCAAUUUUUGCCACGAUUUUAGAGGCGUUUUCCUUCUUCUGAUGGAUGUGAACGAGUGGAUGAGUUACGAAUGUUCAGAUCAGGGUUUCUAUGCCCAGAACAUUCAAAACUUAUCCACUCGUUUACGUGCAUCAGAGAAGAAAACUGCCACAGGAAUCGGUGCAAAAAUUGCAAGACACGCCGAUGCUCACCAAACCGUGUCCUAAAAGAUCUUCCAGUUUCCCUGGAAGAUUGGGGGAAAACUCCAUACUUAUUUCAUAUAUUUUGUUUUAUUUGUUGUAGUUUUAUGUGUAUUUGUAUUAAUAUAUUCUGCAAUGUGAUUUACAUCUUUUGUUUAUACUUUGUUUUGACUAAAGCCAUGUGAUUGGUUUAUUUUUUGUCACGUGAUGUUUUUAUAAUCUCAGUAUAAAAGCUCAUGUAUUUUUCCCGACCCCCACUUGUAACUCCAAACGAAGAGCCUUCGCUCGAAACGUCGAAAUUCUCCUUAUAUUUUUCAGAUAGUUGCAUCCCUACCAACGAAAGCGUGUUAAUAUUAUUGCCACUACAUACACUGACACAGACAGUUAUAACUUUAUAGUCUUCCCUCCAAACUUGGUUAAUGCAAAGAGACUAUUGAAUUUGAUAUUUCAUCAUUGUGUAUUUUUUGUUCUAUAGCUUGAAAAAGAGAAACGGGAUGCCGAAAUGAAAAUCGCAUCUCUCAAAAGUACCGUGUCGGAGUUAGACGAACAACUAAGGCAAACAUCGUCAAAAUUCGUGUCCUGUCGUGAUACAACUUUGGAGAAGGAAGCUGAGGCGAAUAAAAUGAGAUUGAUUGCAGACCAAGCUGAGAGAUCAGUUGAGGACUGUCAACGUCAGCUGGCUAGGAAAAAUGAUGAUCUCAGGGAAAAUGAUGAAAAUAUACGGAGUUUAGAACAAAAAAUAGGUACAGUAAAUGUAGUUUAUGUAGUACCGUGUAUAAUACUUUUUGUAAAUAAUAUUUCAUUGUUUGGGAUAAAUUUGAGAAAAAGAAGCAUCUUUACAGUAGUAUUUGAAAAGCAGGAUCAAUUUGAGGCAUACUGUACGACUACUCUAUAUACUAUUCCAAAGCUAAAUAUCAAAGGACUUGUGCUUUUAUGAUUCUCGCUUUGGGUGCGAGAGGUUUCAAACAUGUAUUUGAAAUGUUACUCAGAGUAACAUCACAAGCAUCAUAUUCACCUGAGUACAUUACACCAACACAGAAAAAAUCAUGUAUUUGAAAUUUUCAAAAAAUGCGAUAUGUCAUGCUUUUAUUUUUUUUGAAAAUUUCAAAUACAUGUGUGCUUUUACGUACAUCAUUUUAUAUUAAAAUAAAUUAAUCUUUCUAAGUAAAGAUCAAUAUAGUAUGCAUGCAUGUUCACGUAUUUCUAAAGGAGUGGAUAUAUCACCCUUUUCAAGUCAAGAAACGGUAUUAACUGGGGGCUCUGUCCUGGGUAGAAAAUGCCAAGUCUGAAAAUCUCGAAUGAAUCAAUAAUAAAUUCUUCUUUUAGACGAAAUGGAGAAGUUAAAUUCAGCUUUACGACAAGAUAUCGUCAAACUACGCGGUACAGUCAAGUCUCUUGAUAUCGAGAAAGAUAAUUUACAGCAACAGGUUGAUGAAAAAACAGAACGUGUAAUGGCACUUGAUGCGCGACGUGUGAAACAGGUACAAAACCCGUCAUACUAGCCUACGUAAUUGUAUUUCUACAUAAUAUAUUUUCCAAAAUUGAUGUGGAGUAAAGUUGAUAGACUUUGAAUAAACAGGACGAUGACCUGGGCCCCUUAUACGAAGCAGACUGAAUAGCUGGGCCAUUCAGCUACGAAGGGUGGAUAGCUAUCCACCACAUAGUGAUUUUUUUAACCGCUGAAAAAAUGUUGAAAGCUUCCGUAUAAAACUACGAAUAUGGACCCCACAGUUAUUGAAAACUAAGAAACCUUAAUUAACCCUCGUAAAUGGCCUGUUUUUGCCUAGUCGGUAAAAUUGGGGAUUUUUCUGAUGAGGCAGGUAUUAAAGAACAUUGUCAAUAUGUGUCGGCAUUUGCUCGGCAAUUUCCGAGUGCCGAGGCGAAUUAUGAUCGAAAUAUUAAAGUAUAAUUAACAAUUAGUCACCGAAGUGGAGGUGAAUAGUGCAAGGAUAUUCACCGAAACGCGUGAGGUAUUUUUAAAACAAUUUGUAUUUCAGCUCCCGUAUAGUUGAAAUACAAAUUAGUGAACAAAACACGCUUUCGGUAAUUUUAUCAUUUUUAUUCAUUAGAUUGAAAUGGCUUUAAAGAAUACCUCUACACACUGUUAAACAAAACUUUGUGACUUUCUUUGUGUUUGGCGAGACUGAAGCUUCAUUUAGUACAAAGAUUUGCUUAUCUGUAACCGGAACGAAACGGGAAGCCAUUUUGUUUUUUGUCUGGAGGUGAAUAGUGCAAGGAUAUCGGGAGCUGAACAACCAAUGGAAUUGCGAGAAAAGCACUGUCUAUCCACCUCCCGAGUAUGGAGUAUUAGAAAUAUUAUUGUUGAGCUAUACACAUUCGUGCAUGUACAUGUUUAUUGUUUAAAAAUAAAAGCAUGGUUUUAUUGUUUUAAUAAAAUUCGCUGUUCCGAAAAACUGCUUAUUAUCUGCCUGUUUCGGUUUAAUGCCUUUUUUCUUGAAUGACUGUCUGGCACAUAGUCUCUAUAAAGGGAUGUUUUGCUUUCUGUUCCUCUGGUUUAUUAACUUAAUAUCUUUUUUCUUCUAAGGACAAAACAGAGAAUGAACUAAAACUCACUAUUGAUGACGUGGAGGCCAAAUUGCAGUAAGUACUGUACAUACUUACGGUCGCGCCCUUACAGAAUAUAAAAGGUUACGAUAAAAUUGUGGACUGCAACGCAGAGGCGACGACAAGGUGGAUGUGAAAAUGACGUGCCUAGUGGUGUCAUUUGGGGGGUUUAGCAGGGCAAUUAUCACCAAAAAUAAUACAACUGAUCUAAAGUCAUUGCACCCAUGCAGAUGUCUACUACCGUUUUUCAGAAGAUUGAGUUCCUUUUGGGGGGAGAACGUUAAAAUAUUUUAUGGUCAGGGGCGCACAUUCCAAAAUAUUUUGCAGGGGUUUAAAAUAUUUCGGGACCGAGUUUUUACAUGUUUACAUUUUGGAAGGGGGAGUUCCACGAGGCGCCAUCAUGAUCGGCGGCGAGCGGAAAAAUUUUGAAACUUUGAAGUCUCUAGAUCGUCGGAAAUGGCAUUUUCAGAAUCUAGUUUGGCCAUCAGCUGGCUGUAGAGCACAGAAAAGAAGUUGAUUCAGGCAGUGUAUAAUGGCAAUUAGCAAUUCUGUAACCUUAUUAUUUUUGGACACUGUUCAAAAAUAAAUCUCACGGAAAAAAUAAUUUUGUUUCAUUUGGGACCGACUUUUUGGACUAUUUCUCAAAAUUAUGGGGGUGUCACACCCCUUCACACAGCCCCGUAAUGUGCGGCCCUGUUUGUGAUACACAUUUGUAGUGUGCAUGGGCAUGAGUAUUUCUCUACGAGAUUUUGUGUCUCAGAAGUGAAACAGUUUUCGACAGCUUUUUGAACAAAAUUAUAUAGAAAAACAGGUUUUUAUAAUUGUGAAAAAAAUCAUUCUGGAGGAAGAUUGAGUUUUAAAACUCAAUUGAAGAUUGAGUAUUUACUACCGUAUACCGGUAGUAGAAAAGUGCUUGAAAAUAUCCCUGGAUGAAUGUGCAUAGUUGCAUAAUUGCAUUUAUGCAUAAUAUUUUGGUCAUUUGGAGGCCUCUCAAAACCACCUAGGCAACCUUAUUAAUUUGUUUACAAUUUUUUCACAAGCUUAGAAUGUAACAGUGCUGGAAGAUGUCCGGCAGCGCUAGUAGCACGGCUGCCAGGAAAAUUUUAACAAAAUAUCUUCGCAGGAAAUUUUCUUACAUCUUUAUACUGAAUUAAAUUAAUGUAAUCAUGUAUUCCAUAAAUAAUCCAAAAGCGUUUUGCGAGUCAAAAUUAUCGUAUGCUGAGAUCGAAGUUUAUCACAUUAAUUAAUGUGCGGCACCAUACGUUCUCUGAAAUCUACAUAUGCAGGAAGUUUUAUAUUUGGUCUGAGUUAGACAAAAAAAUAUUAUUUUUGGAGUUGCCAGGAAGAAAAAUAUGUUUUCAAGACCUGAAAUCUAAAAUCCCCUAUACCAUCCCACUGCUCGUUUCUGGCCUCUGGCAGAACACUGCUGAGUUCAUCUCCCUUAGCAACCUCCUCUUGCCUGGUCAAACUUGAUUCACCCCUAAUCUAAGUCUCUGUAAUAUGUAGAAAUGUGUUAUUUCAGGCAUGCACUUGGCGAGGGGAAUCAAAAACAGCGAGAAAUUAAAACAUUGAAACGUGACCUGGAUAGAAAGGAUGAUGACUUGGGUGAAACAACUAGAUUACGUGAUGCUGUUGCUAGGGAGAACAAGAGAGUACAGGAGGACCUUGUUACUAUGACAGCCGAGAAUCAG
Paramuricea clavata is the source of this 5629-nucleotide messenger RNA. The record is from the annotation of a GenBank genome assembly. Lineage: Eukaryota; Metazoa; Cnidaria; Anthozoa; Malacalcyonacea; Plexauridae.